Molecule: messenger RNA, 1393 nt
Organism: Phlebotomus papatasi
Lineage: Eukaryota; Metazoa; Arthropoda; Insecta; Diptera; Psychodidae
Product: ras suppressor protein 1-like
Exons: 4
Coding region: 188-1051 (287 amino acids)
Molecular function (GO): protein binding
Source: RefSeq, a predicted model, not a curated record
AGACACGGCAGCUCUUAGUUGAUCUGUUUUAGAAAACAGCUCUUGAUUCUAAGCACGACAUGUUUAGGUUGAUUCGGGUCUUAAAAUAUUCUUACAGACAAGAGCUGUAUUUUAGCAAGUCCCAUACAAAGUUAGAACUGCCUUUUUCUGAGUGUAAAAUAAUUCUUACAACACCAUUGAAGAAAAAAUGAAUACAGCUCCAGUGUCAUGUAUACCAGUGUCAAACAAGAUGUCUAAGGUGAAGAAAAUCCUCUCGGAGGCUCGUGAAAUUCAAAAUCGAGAGAUUGAUUUGGUGGAUCUCAAUAUAUCCACCCUUGAAGAAUGUCCCAGCCUACUGAGCAUGGGGUAUAUCACGAGAUUGACACUGAGCCACAAUAAAAUCCGGGAAUUGCCUCCUGGUCUGGCUAAUCUCACAAAUCUCGAGAUCCUCAAUCUCUCCAACAAUCAUCUGAAGGAACUGCCAGUGUCCAUAUCUUCAAUGCCAAAAUUGAGAAUUCUCAAUGUCUCAAUCAACCGUUUGGACACGCUUCCCAGAGGUUUUGGCGCCUUUCCUGUCAUCGAAGUUCUGGAUUUGUCGUACAACAAUCUUAAUGAGAAUACCCUUCCUGGGAACUUCUUUAUGAUGGAGACUCUAAGGGCAUUGUAUCUCGGUGACAAUGACUUUGAGUAUCUCCCGAAGGAAGUUGGACAGCUCAAAAACCUCCAAAUUCUUGGACUUCGCGAUAACGAUCUCUUGGAACUCCCACGAGAGAUUGGGGAGCUGACACGGCUGAGGGAGCUUCAUAUUCAAAACAAUCGCUUAACACUCUUGCCUCCGGAAAUUGCCAAAUUGGAUUUGUUGGGCAAUAAAUCUGUGUUGAAGAUGGAAGAAAAUCCAUGGGCUACGCAUAUUAAUGAACAAUAUCUCUUGGGGAUAAGUCACGUUCUCGAUUACAUUAAAUCCGAGGCGUACAGAAUACUUUACAAUCGCCAUGCGGCAGCUGGAAGGAGUGGAUUGACCAUCCCACCGAAAGCUGACAAAAGCAAGAAAGCCUCCCGAGCAAGAUCCUAAGUCCCAUUGCCUUAAAAUAAAACCAAAAUCGGAAAUACUUAAACUUACGUAUUAAUUAGCCGGAAUAACGAGAAAAUGCAAUAAUCCCGAUUUUUGGCUUUAAAAAGAAACGAGUGCCUAAUUAGUGACAGAAAAUCCCGAAAAAAUAAGCGAAGAUCAACGUUCGGGUAUCUUCGGGAACGAUCGUGUGUCAUCUAAAACGUCAAAUUCAAAUUUUGAAUGGAUAACGAAAAAUCCGACACUGCUUCUGUGUAUUAAUUUAUAAUUUUUUUACUAAAAUAUUAAUUUUAAUGUAUUAUUUACUAAAAAAAAAGAUUUUGUGAAUAAAAACAAACUGUUUAA